AUUAAGAUACCAAUGAGCACUGACUCAUUUUUAUUAAAAAAAAAAAAUUAUGUUUCAUCCAUUCAAACUAUGCUCUCUCCUGGGCUUCAUGCUCUGUCUCUGCUUGCUGAUCAGUCUGUUCACCGGAGCUACCUCCCAACUCGCACUUUACUGUCCCAAAAGCGCCGCUACUUAUACCCCAAACAGCACUUACCGAUCCAAUCUUAAUUCCCUCCUCUCCGCUCUUUCUUCCAAUGCCACCCGCGAGAAUGGGUUCUACCACAGCGCCGCCGUGGGCUCCGGCAACAACACCGUGUACGGCAUGUUCAUGUGCCGGGGCGAUGUUUCCACCGCCGACUGCGGCGGGUGUGUGAGAAAUUCCACCACCGAUAUACUGCAGCUGUGCCCCAACGGAAAGACCGCUUUUGUCUGGUACGAUUUCUGUAUGUUGCGUUACUCCAACGAGCCUAUAUCCCGGAGAGUCGAGCAGUCGUCAAUCAUGUACAGUUUAUACAAUACACAGAACGAUUCUCAGCCGGCUCCGUUCAUGGAGUCGAUCAGGAGCACGCUGGAUCAGCUGGUCACCGGAGUUCUUGGCGAUCGGUCCGGCAAGAAAUUUGCAGUUCAAGAAACUAACUUCACUGCACUUGAGAGGAUCUACAGCCUUGGGCAGUGCACCCCGGAUAUUCCCAACUUGAAUUGUCAGACAUGCCUAACUAGUGCUAUCCAGUUGCUGUACACUUGUUGCUAUUCAGCGGUGGGUGCUAGAACUCUCUCCCCGUACUGUAAUGUUAGGUAUGAAACCUACCUUUUCUACAAUCGCACAGCCGCCUCGCCGCCGCCGCCACCGGCUUCGCCGCCUCCUCUCCGUCCUCCUCCACCCACUUCUACUACAAGUGAUGAAGGAAACAAAGGAAAUUCUUCAACAAAAGUGAUUAUUGCCAUUGUAGUUCCGGUUAUUGGGAUUAUGCUCUUCGUUGCAAUCUUCUGUUUUGUGAGAACUAGAAAUGUGAAGAAACAAUAUACUGCAACACAGAAAACAGAGGAUGUCUCUGGACUUUCUGCUGGGGAGUUCUCCCAAUACGAUUUUGCUACUAUCCAAGCUAUUACAAGUGACUUCUCCCCGGAUUGUAAAAUUGGCAAAGGUGGAUAUGGUUUUGUAUACAAGGGAACGUUUCCUGGCGGACUAGAGGUAGCUGUUAAGAGGUUGUCGAAAAGCUCAGGACAAGGAGCUCAAGAAUUUAAGAAUGAAGUUAGAGUAGUUGUCAAGCUUCAACAUAGAAAUUUAGUAAGGCUAUUGGGAUUUUGCUCUGAAGGCGAAGAAAAGAUACUAAUUUAUGAAUUUGUUCCCAACAAAAGUCUCGACUACUUUUUAUUUGAUAUUGAAAAGAAACACCAUUUGAAUUGGUUAAGUCGUUACAAAAUUAUUAAAGGGAUAGCACGAGGGCUACUUUACCUUCAUAAAGAUUCUCGUCUUAGAAUCAUACAUCGUGAUCUAAAAGCAGGUAAUGUAUUAUUAGAUGAAGAUAUGAACCCAAAAAUAGCAGACUUUGGAAUGGCCAAAAUUUUUGGAGUUGAUCAAACUCAAGGAAAUACAAAUAGAGUUGUUGGAACUUAUGGCUACAUGUCUUCCGAGUAUGCAAUGCAUGGCCAGUUCUCCGUGAAAUCUGAUGUUUUCAGUUUUGGCGUUCUUCUCUUAGAGAUUAUAACCGGGAAAAAGAAUUCCAACUUCAGCGAAUCAAGUGGAGCUGAGGACCUCCUUAGCUAUGCUUGGAAACAUUGGAGGGACAGCACACCUUUAGGAAUACUGGAUCCAAUCGUUGGAGAAUCCUACUCAAGAAAUGAAGUCAUCCAAUGCAUCCAUAUUGGCUUGUUAUGCGUUCAAGAAGUGGACGAGAGGCCGACAAUGACAAAUGUUGUCCUCAUGCUCAAUAGUCAUUCUAUUACGAGACCACCACCUCGUCAACCUGCAUUUUUCCUUAGUGGAAGAUCAGAGAUGAUGCCGAAAGGGAUAGAUUCUUAUCAGUCUACGAGCAGGUUAAUGCCAUGGUCUGUAAACGAAGUGUCCAUUACUGAGCUUUAUCCAAGAUGAGGUAUCCAGCAGCAGCGUUCCAGCAUGGAUGAAAUUUAUGCAGAUUGAAAAAUAAAAAUUUGAUGCAUUAAAUUCCAGCUCAUAUAUUUUAUUGUAUGGAAAUGAUGGAUGUUGGUUUUUUUAAUGCAGCUCUUUCUGGCUUGGACAUGGAACUUUUACAUGUACGUAUGUAAUUAUAAGUUGAAUUUUAAUGAGUUGUAUUAUGACUUCUAU
This is a messenger RNA of Ipomoea nil (Japanese morning glory), 2284 nucleotides long. Its product is annotated as cysteine-rich receptor-like protein kinase 10. The transcript has 7 exons. Gene Ontology annotation, molecular function: protein kinase activity; ATP binding. Lineage: Eukaryota; Viridiplantae; Streptophyta; Magnoliopsida; Solanales; Convolvulaceae. Gene Ontology annotation, biological process: protein phosphorylation. The record is from RefSeq and is a predicted model, not a curated record. Bases 50 to 2071 code for a protein of 673 amino acids.